Eriocheir sinensis (Chinese mitten crab) is the source of this 1194-nucleotide messenger RNA. RefSeq lists its product as uncharacterized. Lineage: Eukaryota; Metazoa; Arthropoda; Malacostraca; Decapoda; Varunidae. Gene Ontology annotation, molecular function: structural constituent of ribosome. Gene Ontology annotation, cellular component: mitochondrion; large ribosomal subunit. Bases 209 to 907 code for a protein of 232 amino acids. The transcript is spliced from 5 exons. The record is from RefSeq and is a predicted model, not a curated record. Gene Ontology annotation, biological process: translation.
CCGCCUCGGAGUGUGCCGCCGCCGCCGCCGUGCUGAGUGCCCCUGAUACAUUGAAGAAGAGUUAAUUGUGUGAACGAUCAUAUUCAGGGGAGGGCUACGGAAGACUGGAGACAGAAAGUUCCCAGGAGUGGCAUAAGCAGAAGGCCAGACCAAGCCAGGAGCAAGCCGGGCCCAGGGGUGUUCCGUGCCCCCCCCCCCACACACCUUCAUGUCCACGAUGAUGCAGGCAGCCGCAAGACAAACUCGACAUGUGGCAGCUGCGAGCAGUGUGGGAAUCCGCUGCAAGUCUUCACUCAGCAUGAAGAAGAAAAUUUUGUGGCAUACAGGAGACAGAACUGUUCCCAGCGACCAGCCAGCUGCCUGGUCCACGGGGGAGGUGAAGCACCCGGGUAAACUGGACUGCCCUUUAGGAAACAUAGACAAAUACCCCAAAAAGAUGCCUGAUGGAGGACUGCAGUACUUUGGGUUCCAGUAUUAUCCAAGGAACCCCGAGGAGAAGGACCCACCCUAUGAGCCCACCCCUUUGCACCUGGUGACCCGUGUUCGGUGCCUCAAGAAGAAGCCGUGGUGGGAUAAACAAAUCAUGGAGUCCCUUGGCCUCAAUGGAAAGCGAAGUGAUAUUGCCAUAGUGAAGAACAACCCUGAGAACAACGCCAAGCUGUGGAGAGUGAAGCACUUGGUGAAGGUGACACCCAUCAGACUGCCCACGGACAAGUUGGAUAAUGUUGAUCCUCGCUGCUGCUUCCUGAAGGAGGAUGGUGAGUUCAUCAUCAACCCUGCAGUGCAGGUGGAGGAUGAACGCCUUGAGGCAGAUCCCAAGCUUGAAGCGCUCAACUGGGACAAGGACUUCAUUGAUCGACACACUCGCAAAAACUGGGAGUAUCCUUGGCAGUUGAAGCUUUGCUAGUUCCUCCCAAGAUCAUUUGACAGGAGAGGCAUUGACUCGUAUAGAGGAAUUAAAGAUUUAUUUUAUUUUUUAUUUAUUUAUUUUUUUUCAAUUUUUGCUGCUCAGGAUCCAGGGUUUAUAUGUAAUAUAUUAAAAAUCACAUUCACAAAAAAAAAAUUGACAGGGGCAGGCCUUCACAUUCUCUGAUAAGGUAAAAUAAGUUUCUUGUUUUUUCUUUUAUUCUGUUUUUAUUAACAGGUUGCGAAUGUUGGAAUCAUAAAAAUAAUUUAAAUACACUGUAAAUAUGG